Gallus gallus (chicken) is the source of this 1180-nucleotide messenger RNA. RefSeq names its product canopy FGF signaling regulator 2 (gene CNPY2). The coding region runs from base 311 to 883 and encodes 190 amino acids. Gene Ontology annotation, cellular component: endoplasmic reticulum. The record is from RefSeq and is a predicted model, not a curated record. NCBI's taxonomy places the organism in Eukaryota, Metazoa, Chordata, Aves, Galliformes, Phasianidae. The transcript has 5 exons.
AGUUCGGGGCCUCUCCCCGCCGCGGGGUGGCCGAGGCGCUGCCUGCGUGCGGGGCGGCCCGGCGGCGCUCCGAGGAUCGGCCUCGACCCCCACGGCGGCCACCGGCGCCCCGGCGGCCUCCACCGCCGCCCUCCGGAAGGGGCCGUUCUCCGCCGUUGAGCGGCCGGAGGGAGAGCGGCGGGACAGGCACCGCGACGGGCAGCCCCGGGGACGGCGGGACCGGGGGGCGGCGGUGGCGGACGGGGGCUCGAGCGGGGCCCGGCGGGUGAGGGGCGGGCGGGGAGCGGGCCGCGCGCGGCCGGGGCGGAGGAUGAGGACGAUGAGGAGGGGCCGCGUCUCCAUCCCGGCCGCGCUGUGUGUGGCCGCGGCUGUGGCCGCUCUUCUGCCCGCGGUGAGCGGCCGGCGGAGUCAGGACCUGCACUGCGGAGCGUGCCGGGCGCUGGUGGACGAGCUGGAGUGGGAGAUCGCCCAGGUCGACCCCCGGAAAACCAUCCAGAUGGGUUCGUUCCGCAUCAACCCCGACGGCAGCCAAUCGGUGGUGGAGGUGCCGUACGCCCGCUCGGAGGCGCACCUGACGGAGCUGCUGGAGCGCAUCUGCGAGAAGAUGAAGGAGUACGGCGAGAAGGCGGACCCGACCACGCAGCGGAAGAGCUACGUGAGGGUCAUCUCCCACGACGGGACCAAACUGGACCUGUCCGGGGUCAAAAUCGACGGCGACGUGGCCUCCAGCCUCAAGUUUGCGUGUGAGAGCAUCGCUGAGGAGUACGAGGAUGAGCUCAUUGAGUUCCUGUCCCACGAGGCCGACAACGUCAAGGACCGGCUGUGCAGCAAGAGGACGGAUCUGUGUGACCACGCGCUGCACCUCCCGCAUGAUGAGCUGUGACGCCGCCGGCCCCGGGCUGCGCCGACCCCCCACCAACACCACGCUGCCCCACAGCCUCGGCCCCAUCCCCACUGUGGGCGGGGGGAUUCUGGGUUCUCCCGUCCUAUUUAUUCGCUGUCCAUCUGCUGCCAUGCGGGCAGGGAUGCGUCCUUUGGUUGGGGCCGUUCCGGUGGCUGAUGUGUGGCUCCAGGCUCUCUCUGCUGCUGCCUGGGGCUGCUAUAGGGACAGCGGUGCUGCUGGGGGUCUGUUGGGCACCCGGGGCCCAAUCCAGGAGGCAAUAAACGGGGCCCAAUGUGG